This is a messenger RNA of Daktulosphaira vitifoliae (grape phylloxera), 1738 nucleotides long. RefSeq names its product aspartate aminotransferase, mitochondrial (gene Got2). Gene Ontology annotation, biological process: L-aspartate catabolic process; biosynthetic process. The record is from RefSeq and is a predicted model, not a curated record. NCBI's taxonomy places the organism in Eukaryota, Metazoa, Arthropoda, Insecta, Hemiptera, Phylloxeridae. Gene Ontology annotation, cellular component: mitochondrion. Gene Ontology annotation, molecular function: L-aspartate:2-oxoglutarate transaminase activity; pyridoxal phosphate binding. The transcript is spliced from 2 exons. The coding region runs from base 209 to 1480 and encodes 423 amino acids.
AAAAUUUUGGCUUUAACCUCUUCAACACAACAUAUCCGUAACUAAUAUCUUUUGAUAAAUUCUAAUGUCGUUGUUAAUGUUCUGAAUAAUUAACACUAUUUCAAUUGGUCAAGAGCACAAAAAAUAGUUGGAACUACUGAAAAAAAUUAGAUACUAUUUGUGAUACUGUACUUAAUUCUGCAUUCAAUCAUACUUCACAUUUUAAACCAUGUCCAUGUCAAAAUGCCAGCAAUUAUCUUCUGCUUUAUUUAAGCAACAAGGAAGUUUUAGAAUGAUGUCAUCAUGGUGGUCUAAUGUACAACAAGGACCUCCUGAUGCUAUCUUAGGAGUUACUGAAGCCUUUAAGCGCGAUAAAAAUCCACAAAAAAUCAACUUGGGUGUAGGUGCAUAUAGAGAUGACAAUGGAAACCCUUAUGUUUUACCUAGUGUAAUUCAAGCUGAACAUAAUAUUAUGAAAAAAAACUUAAACAAAGAGUAUGCACCAAUUAAUGGUAUUGCUGAAUUUUGUACAGAGUCUAUUAAAUUGGCAUUAUCUGAUAAUUCUCCCAUUGUAAAAAACAAAUGUUAUGCAUCUGUUCAAUCAAUAUCUGGAACUGGAGCUUUACGAGUGGGAGGUGAAUUUUUGCAAAGAUAUGCUCCUCUUAAAACUAUUUGGGUUCCUAUCCCAACUUGGGGUAAUCAUGGGCAAAUAUUUAAGUUUUCUGGUUUAGAAGUAAAAACAUACAGAUAUUAUGAUCCAAAAACAUGUGGUCUUGAUUUUUCUGGAAUGAUUGAAGACUUAUCAUCAGCCCCUACUGGAUCUGUUAUUUUACUUCAUGCUUGUGCCCAUAACCCAACUGGAGUCGAUCCUAAGCCUGAACAAUGGAAAGAGUUAUCUGAUUUAUUAAAAAAAAAGAAGUUAUUCCCAUUUUUUGAUAUGGCAUAUCAAGGAUUUGCUUCAGGUAAUGUUGACCAUGAUGCUCUAGCUGUGCAUACAUUUUUAUUAGAUGGUCAUCAAAUUGCUUUAGCUCAAUCAUUUGCCAAAAAUAUGGGUUUGUAUGGAGAACGUGUAGGUAUGUUUACAUUAACCUCUUUAGAUACUGAAGAAGCUGAAAGAAUUAUGUCUCAACUCAAAAUUGUAGUUCGUGGAAUGUAUUCAAAUCCACCAAUUCAUGGGGCAAGACUCGUCUCUGAGAUAUUAUCUAAUUCUCAACUUAAAAAUCAAUGGAUGGUAGAAGUAAAGGGUAUGGCAAAUAGAAUUAUAUCAGUUAGAAAUAAAUUAAAGGAAUUACUUGCAAAAGAAGGUUCUACUAGAAACUGGAAUCACAUUACUGAUCAAAUUGGUAUGUUUUGUUAUACCGGUUUAGAAAAAGAUCAUGUAAAAAAAUUAAUUGAAGAACAUAGCAUUUAUUUAACUAACGAUGGACGUAUAUCAAUGGCAGGUGUUACUAGUAAAAAUGUUGGUUAUCUAGCUAGUGCUAUGCAUAAAGUCACUAGUUAAUAAAAACCAAUAGGCUAAUAAUUACUUUGAAAAUAUAGAAGUUUAAUUACCAAACAUAUUUCACUGUUAUUUAUAUUUAGACAGACCUAAAUAUUUAAGUUUUGUUUUGCUUUGCAAAUUGUUUUUUAUUUUUAAAUUAUAAUUUUGUUGUUUUUCUUCUUUUUUAAUUAUUCCUUAUAAAUUGAACACUUCAAAUCAUGUCUAAAUAUGAUGAUUCUAAAUUAUGUUAAUUUAAUUAAUAAAAAUUAUAAAUUUUUA